AUGUCCGAGAUCACAGAGAAGAUCUUGUCGCAAUCCAGCCACUGGGCGCAGUUACGCGGAUUCAUCAAGGAAGAUCCGGUCGAUGGGUGGGACAAAGCUUGGCAGCACGAAGUGACGCCGUGGGAUGCUGGAGAAGCGCAGCCACUUCUGCGAUCACUGCUGGCUUCCGGCGGGCUGGACCUACCGGCGACGGGGAAGGCACUUGUCCCCGGAUGCGGCAGGGGAUACGACGCACUUACCAUCGCGUCGGAACUAGGAUAUGAGACACUGGCCAUCGAUGUCUCGCCCGUCGCCGUAGAUAUCGCUAAGCACCAUUCCGCCUCAGCGAAAGUAAAGCUAGAGAUACAAGACUUUUCCGCGGAGAACGGACCGUAUGAUCUGAUAUACGACUACACUGAGUGGGGCCACCAAAUGACUGCACUUGUCAAGUCGGGGGGCUAUCUUGUGACGCUACUCUUCCCUAUUAUUGACCAACCAGAGGGUAUGGGUCCACCGUUCAGGGCAAGACCGGAAGAUUAUGUAGAGGCGUUGGGUGAUAGUUGGCAGAAGGUCUUGGAUAAGGUGCCGAUGGACAGCUUGCCUACACACCAGGAAAUCGAGAGGCUUCUUGUAUGGAAAGGACUAUGA
Messenger RNA from Fomitopsis serialis, 627 nucleotides. RefSeq names its product S-adenosyl-L-methionine-dependent methyltransferase. The record is from RefSeq and is a predicted model, not a curated record. Bases 1 to 627 code for a protein of 208 amino acids. The transcript is spliced from 6 exons. Gene Ontology annotation, molecular function: S-adenosylmethionine-dependent methyltransferase activity. Lineage: Eukaryota; Fungi; Basidiomycota; Agaricomycetes; Polyporales; Fomitopsidaceae.